This is a messenger RNA of Lathyrus oleraceus (garden pea), 3578 nucleotides long. RefSeq names its product probable UDP-N-acetylglucosamine--peptide N-acetylglucosaminyltransferase SPINDLY. Lineage: Eukaryota; Viridiplantae; Streptophyta; Magnoliopsida; Fabales; Fabaceae. Bases 288 to 3035 code for a protein of 915 amino acids. The record is from RefSeq and is a predicted model, not a curated record. Gene Ontology annotation, molecular function: protein binding. The transcript has 18 exons.
AAGGGUAAAGAAAACAAAAGCCUGCGUUGUCACUUUGCGUCCAUUCUUUUAAUCAACGAAGCACUGUCAGUGGGACUCUGGGUUUUGCUACACAAUCAUCCUCCCCUUUCUCUCUCCAACUACUGUCACCUCUUCAUCGGAGGAGGAGACAGUGGCCACCACCUCCACUCCCCUUUUCUUCGCAAUUUCUCUUUCAACUCCGCCAUGAUGCUCCAUUUCUCCACCCUAUAACUCAACUUCCCAUGACCUAUUCUUGCCCUUGAAGAACCCUCUUGAAAGUGGUUAAGAUGGCAUGGAUGAAAGAAAAUGAUGGGAAUGGAAAAGAUAAGGAGUUAGGUGGAGAUAAUGGUUUUUCAAAAGUGAAAGAACCGUCUGUUAGUUCUGGUGGUUGUACUGUUUCGGUGAAUCGGAAAUCUGAAGUGAAAGAAAAUAUUUCCUAUGCUAACAUUUUGCGAUUGAGGAACAAGUUUGCGGAUUCUCUUGCUUUGUAUGAGCGUGUUUUGGAGAGUGAUGGUGGGAAUGUGGAGGCUCUCAUUGGGAAAGGCAUAUGCUUGCAGAUGCAGAAUUCGGGUAGGCUUGCUUUUGAUAGUUUUUCGGAGGCUAUUAAGUUGGAUCCUCAGAAUGCUUGUGCUCUCACACAUUGUGGUAUUCUUUAUAAAGAAGAAGGUCGGUUGAUGGAGGCAGCUGAGUCAUAUCAAAAGGCGUUAAGGGUGGAUCCUACGUACAAAGCAGCUGCUGAAUGCUUAGCCAUUGUACUAACGGAUAUUGGUACCAACAUAAAGCUUGCAGGAAACACUCAGGAGGGAAUUCAAAAAUAUUUUGAAGCUCUAAAAGUAGAUCCACACUAUGCUCCAGCAUAUUAUAACCUUGGUGUGGUCUAUUCUGAAAUGAUGCAAUAUGACAUGGCCCUCACUUUCUACGAAAAAGCUUCAUCAGAGAGGCCUAUGUAUGCUGAAGCAUAUUGCAACAUGGGUGUGAUUUAUAAAAAUCGAGGUGAUUUGGAAGCGGCUAUUACUUGUUAUGAGAGGUGUUUAGCUGUUUCACCUAACUUCGAGAUUGCCAAAAAUAACAUGGCUAUAGCUUUGACAGAUUUGGGAACAAAGGUUAAAUUGGAGGGUGACAUCAACCGGGGUGUGGCUUUUUAUAAGAAAGCCUUGUUUUAUAACUGGCAUUAUGCUGAUGCUAUGUAUAAUCUCGGGGUUGCUUAUGGUGAGAUGCUUAAGUUUGAUAUGGCUAUUGUGUUCUAUGAGCUCGCCUUCCAUUUCAAUCCACAUUGUGCGGAAGCUUGUAACAAUCUAGGUGUUAUAUAUAAAGAUCGUGACAACCUUGAUAAAGCUGUAGAAUGCUACCAGCUUGCUUUGUCAAUCAAGCCCAACUUUUCACAGUCAUUAAAUAACCUUGGUGUUGUCUACACUGUCCAGGGUAAGAUGGACGCCGCUGCAAGUAUGAUUGAGAAAGCUAUCAUUGCAAAUCCGACAUACGCAGAGGCAUACAAUAACCUAGGAGUUCUUUACAGAGAUGCUGGUGAUAUUGCUCUAGCAAUUAAUGCUUAUGAACAAUGUCUCAAGAUUGAUCCUGACUCUCGAAAUGCUGGCCAGAACCGCCUGCUUGCAAUGAAUUACAUAGAUGAAGGAAAUGAUGACAAACUUUUUGAAGCUCAUAGGGAUUGGGGUAGGCGGUUUAUGAGACUAUAUCAACAAUUCACAUCAUGGGACAACUCAAAAGAUCCCGAACGGCCUCUUGUGAUAGGAUAUGUAUCUCCUGAUUAUUUUACACACUCUGUGUCAUAUUUCAUAGAAGCUCCCCUUAUAUAUCACAACUACGCCAAAUAUAAAGUGAUUGUUUAUUCAGCAGUUGUCAAGGCAGAUUCAAAAACCAUUCGGUUUAGAGAGAAAGUUUUAAAGAAGGGUGGGAUCUGGAAAGAAAUUUACGGGACUGAUGAAAAGAAGGUCGCUGAUAUAAUUAAAGAAGAUCAAGUUGAUAUUUUGGUAGAACUUACUGGUCAUACUGCAAACAAUAAGCUGGGAAUGAUGGCAUGUCGACCUGCUCCAGUUCAGGUGACUUGGAUUGGUUAUCCCAAUACUACAGGAUUGCCUGCAAUUGAUUACAGGAUAUCUGAUUCACUGGCAGACCCUCCUGAAACAAAGCAGAAGCAUGUUGAAGAGUUAGUCCGAUUACCAAAUUGCUUCCUUUGUUACACUCCUUCCCCCGAGGCCGGUCCUGUGUGUCCGACUCCCGCUCUUUCCAAUGGUUUUAUUACAUUUGGUAGUUUUAACAAUCUUGCCAAGAUUACUCCUACAGUAUUGAAGGUUUGGGCAAGGAUACUGUGUGCAAUUCCAAAUUCUCGCCUCGUGGUAAAAUGUAAACCAUUUUGCUGUGAUAGUGUGAGACAGAGGUUUCUUUCAACCCUAGAACAAUUGGGAUUGGAACCACUACGAGUUGAUCUUCUGCCCCUUAUUCUACUUAACCAUGAUCAUAUGCAAGCAUAUUCUCUGAUGGACAUCAGUUUGGACACAUUUCCAUAUGCCGGGACAACUACGACAUGUGAAUCUUUAUACAUGGGAGUUCCAUGUGUUACAAUGGCUGGUUCAGUACAUGCACACAAUGUUGGUGUUAGUCUUCUUAGCAAUGUUGGGCUGGGGAAUUUGAUUGCCAAAAAUGAAGAUGAAUAUGUUAAACUGGCCAUGAAGUUAGCCUCCGACAUUCCAGCAUUACAAAAUUUGAGAAUGAGUUUACGAGAGCUCAUGUCCAAGUCUCCUGUUUGUGAUGGAGCAAACUUUAUCCUUGGUCUAGAGUCAGUGUAUAGGAGCAUAUGGCGCAGAUACUGUGAGGGAGAUGUUCCAUCUUUGAAACGCCUGGAAUUGUUAGAACCACCUGUUUCUACCGAUAAGAACUCUGAGCCAACAAGGGUCAUAAACGCAAUUGAGGGCAGCACUGGAUCUGUCAAGGCGAAUGGAUUCAAUUCAGCACAGCCACCAAAACUUAAUACCAGCGGUUGCGAAGAAAAUGGCGGGUCCUUGAAAAACAGUAAGUAAGCAGGGAGUGGUGGGUUCAAGUUGAAUUUUGUGAGUGGUUCAAGGGUGUUGAACUGUAUUACUAUUGGUGGAUUAUUAAGCUGGUAUGUAUAUUAUGGUUACUAAUGGAAGAGAGGUUUGUAUCAAUCACGGCCUCAUAAAAUGAAAGCUUUUCAUAGAAUGCCAAUUUUUUGGGAAAGAAGUGUCAGCAAUGGUCAUCAAAUCAAUUUGUCUCCUCAACUGAUGUGGAUACGCAACGCCGCGAUGCUGGCAUUAAAUGCAUCCUUCAAUAGCUGUAACACAUCUUUUUCCCUAAAUUAUAGCCAGUGUUGUUAUAGUAGCUAUGCACAAAUCACUAUUUCACAAUAUAUGCUAUUGAGUUGAAGGUGUUGUGAAAGGGCUUUGUGAUUGACAACACUGGUUAUAAUAUAGUUAGAGUGUAGGUUGUGUAAUAUUUAUUUGCUGUUUUUCUUUUCUAGAAUGUCAUCGUUGGCUACUUAUGGAGUGUAUCUGAAUGACUGAAAAAAUCAUUUUCUAUCAAAGUGUGACUAGACAAAUUCAUCA